Messenger RNA from Lampris incognitus (smalleye Pacific opah), 1479 nucleotides. RefSeq lists its product as uncharacterized. Bases 57 to 1220 code for a protein of 387 amino acids. The transcript has 6 exons. The record is from RefSeq and is a predicted model, not a curated record. NCBI's taxonomy places the organism in Eukaryota, Metazoa, Chordata, Actinopteri, Lampriformes, Lampridae.
GGGACCACGGAAACUCGUUUAAAAAUUCUGGAUCAACCUUGGCUUCUAAACCUGACAUGGGGAUAAAUCUACGGUCGGAAUCAGAGGACUCUGGGGUGGAGCUGGCCAGUUCAGACUUGUCCCUUCCUUUUCCGUGUGGUUCUGGAUCGACAGGGAACGUAGAGUCGGAUCCGGUCCCGACUGAAAGAGAAGAAGACGGGCUAACCCAUGCCUCUUCAUCACAGUCCCCCAUCCGCUUGGUGACAUCUUCAACCACCUCUUCCCCCCUUUCCCUUCGUCCCAUUAGACCUGAGACCCCACUGGAUCACCCAGUGGCCUUGCACCUCAAAGUGGAGCAGGUGCUCCAGAGGACCAACCCAAGAUGCCCAGUUCAGAGGACAAUCCCCACGUCCUGUGCAGAUGAGUUGGUACUCAGUCAACAACCUCUCACAUCUUCCCUACCCAGGCGACACACUACGUCCUUAAUAAAAUGUCAAAGGUCAAGACCUUUAGGGACAAGAAGGACGGUCAGCACAUCAAUGUCAAGUCAGCAGAUGCCAGAAGCAUGCAGGCGACCACUGACCCUGUAUCACGAUACUCUGCUUGCAGAGAAAAAAGGAGUGCACCAAGGUGGAGAGGACGCGGUGAGAUCCGGUCCUGGGCUCAGCUACCUGGAACAAGUGUGCCGGAUGUUGGAGCAAAUUGCCAGGCUGCAAAUUCAUAACCGUGGUUUACAGAUGGAGCUUGAUGUCCUCCGUGAGCAUCACACUAAAGCAGAUGAGGUUGCAGAAUCUGCUCAGUGUGACUGCAAAGCUGAUGCAGGCGAUUCAACUUCCGGCCAAGGACGUGAAAUUGCGGAAUUGAAGCAUAUUUCGAGUGAAAUACAGCAGACGGAUUUUGUUGCUCACAAUUUUCGACGGAGGUCGUCAUCAGAUACAAAAUUACUCGCAGGGCAUUUAGGAAAGGAUAAAAUGGACUCUAGAAGGCAUCAUACGAAUCAAGAUGACCUGCUUGAGGAGGCAGCGGAGCACAAUGAAAAGCACCAUGAGAAGCAGAAACUGAAAAUACAGUAUAAAAGCAAAUCCUGGAAGUUAAAGGUGGGGUCUUUGAGAAGAGAAGAUUCGACCCAUCAUUCAGAUUCAGAGAUGAACAGCCAGCAGACGCAGCCAUCCAAGAAAAAGACCGGUGGGCGUCAGUUAAGCCAGCUGUUCAGGAGGAAAAGAAAAACGGUGCCCGCAUGAAAGGACCGCGGUACUUCUGUUUACCGUGGUUCUGUCUGAAAGAUCAUUCUGGGUUUCAGUUCUGAAGAACAGAAAGCAUUUCCUUGGAGAGGAGGAACGGACCAGUAGCCUUACCAGUGUGAAACAUCCAUUCUAUUCAAGCUAUACGAUGAAACUUGCUGCCAUUAGUUUUUUGCACAUCACAUGCCUCCCUUCAUUAUUUAUAUUCAUUUUCUGUCAUAUUUUAUAUAUAUUUUAUUUUUUUUAUUUGGGGUGGGGG